Maudiozyma saulgeensis is the source of this 756-nucleotide messenger RNA. The record is from the annotation of a GenBank genome assembly. NCBI's taxonomy places the organism in Eukaryota, Fungi, Ascomycota, Saccharomycetes, Saccharomycetales, Saccharomycetaceae.
AUGUUCUCCAUACGGACGAUCACAUUUCACAUAAAUAAAGUAUAUCGAUCUGGGCAUCGUUAUCCCCAAUGGAAUUCCUUGAAAAGUAAUCGCAAUGGUUGGAGAAUUGUAGCUUUGGGUGCUGCAGCUGCAUCUUUGAUUAUGGUGAUGUGUGUGAAACCUUUAUCAUCAAUGCAUUUGUUAGAUCAAUGUAAACGACUCAUGGAUGAUUGGCAAUCAAAUAUUAUUAUACGGAAUGAAUCCCCAUCAACUGCUCAUGAAGGGAAUUUGGACACCCAUAAAACAUUUGACGAGAUAACAAUCCCAGGUGAUAUCACUUUGUUUAGUCCACAUGUACAGAAGCUAGAAGAUGAGAUCCUGGAACGAAAACAGGACAAUGAAUCUCAGCCUCAGUUCCAUGAUGAUAAAGGAUCAAUUAGAGAUAGUGUUCCAUUAGUACCAUUGCCAUCGCCAACUCAUGACUUUCAGAUGAUAGAUGCAGAAGGGAUCAGUCUUAUGAUUCCUGUAUCAAAUGAAAAUUACACUUCAACAAAGGAAUAUGAAACUGAAGAUACUAAAAUCGAACGCAAUCCUAAUACUGGAGAGAUUAAUUGGGAUGCCCCUACUUUAGGCGGACUCGCAAAUGGACAAUGUGGUAAUGAAUUCAAACUGGCAUUCUCCUGUUUUGUUCAUUCGCAGACAACACCAAAAGGAGUAGAUUGCAUCAAAAGUUUUAACAGAAUGCAAGACUGUUUCACUAACAACAUUAGAGGAUGA